Messenger RNA from Helobdella robusta, 3270 nucleotides. RefSeq lists its product as hypothetical. Gene Ontology annotation, cellular component: myosin complex. The transcript is spliced from 27 exons. NCBI's taxonomy places the organism in Eukaryota, Metazoa, Annelida, Clitellata, Rhynchobdellida, Glossiphoniidae. The record is from RefSeq and is a predicted model, not a curated record. Bases 1 to 3270 code for a protein of 1089 amino acids.
AUGUUUUUCAGCCCAUGGAAAAAGUGUGGCGGCAGUGUUCUACUUCCCUUCAAAAUUCGAUAUAAGAACAGCAAGGCAUCGUCGAGGUACAAGCUUCCGCCUGUUCCUAAGGAGAAGGCUGUCAAGGAGUUCAAAAGAAUAAAACCAAAGAUCACAGAAGAAGUACCUCCAGACGAGAAGUCCGACAAACCUGCACCAGAUGACGUUUGGAACACUCGAUACUUCCCGACUGCCAAGUUUAGUUUUUUGGAAGCUAUAAAUAGACACAGGGAAUUUGCAAGUCCUGAGAUGAUUGAUAACAUGGAGGGUGUGGUUAUCUUAGAGGCGGAGCUUGACUUGACCACAAAGAAGAAAACAAAGUUUUUGGGUGCACCAGAGGGCAUUAUAUUGCUUCCUCAUAAUUUUGAUAACUUUCUUCCUGGUAGAGUUAUUGCCAUUACCAAGACAGAUGAGGACAAGAGCAAAGCUGAAGCAGCCGGGGCAACAUACACCGGCAGCCUUGACCUUAUCAGAAAGUUAGAGAGAGGGGAGAUAAAGGGAGAGGAUUAUGAUCACGUGGUUCUGAACAAUGACAUGCUGGUUGAGGCAGCCAUACUUAAAAAAAUCCUGAAAGAUCAAUUUCCUACCAAGAAAAAUGGCAAUCUCGGCUCUGAUGUCGAGGGCAUGGUCAAGCUGUAUGCUGACGGCAAAGAAUAUCAAGGCAGCAAGCUCUCAGAUGCUAUUGGGACGUUUACGUUUCCAAUUGGCAAAGUGAGUUUUGUUGAAUCUGGUGGCCUCUUCGCGAAAAUCAUCCUCACCUGCCCGCCUUCGAAGGAAAUGUUCCAUGUGGAUGACGUCACCAUUUUACCCAUCCCUACCGUGGCCAAGGAGGGGGCUGGUACUAAGUCCGGAAAAUUAGGGAUGACGUCAUUGUCGUCAGCUAGUGCUGCUGCCGCCGAGGAGUCGGAUGAUGCAGAAGGCAGAAAGAGAAGCAAAGAUGAUGACGACGAUGAUGGAGAUGGCGAUGAAAAGAGAGCUAGAAGGACUGAAGAACUAGAGGAAGAGUUGCGAGCAGAACGAUCGGCCAGGAAAUGGGCUGAAAAACAAAAAACCGAAAUGCAACGAGAGCUAGAAAUCUUGACCGAGCAUCUUGAAGAGGCGACGGCUGGAGGCGUAGGGAACGCGGCCACAGGGGCUGAAGUUAUCAGAAAGAAGGACAUUGAAAUCCAGAAGUUGCAGAAAGAUCUGGAAGAAUCGCAAGCUCAAAUUGAGACGCAGGUCAAUUUGUUUAGAAGGAAGCAGCAGGAUGCCCUGAGCGAGUGCGCCGAGCAGAUAGAAAUGUUGCAGAGGGCCAAACAGAAAUCUGAUAAAGAGAAAAACCAAAUGAAAAAUGAAGUGGACGAGCUGACUGCCCAACUAGAGAAUAAUGUCAAAUUAAAUAAGAUAGCCGAUCUACAAAAAGAGCUUAACGAAUCAGCUCAACAAAGGGCCAGGUUUCAAAGUAGUAACGCUGAUUUAAUGAGAAGAGUUGAAGAACUGGAGACACAGGUCAGCCAAUUGCAGAGAAUGAAACAAUCACUGACCCAGCAGUUGGAUGAAAGUAGGUUAAUGCUAGACGACGAAGGUCAACUGAGGUCAAAAGUUCAAGCAGAGUUCAAAGUUCUCCAGAAGCUAGACUCGGCGGAGAACAGCGGAGUUCAGCCGGAAGAGCUCGAGGAUCUUAGGCGAAAGCUAGGCGGGAAAAUUCAGGACAGUGAGGCGCAACUGGAGGCCGCUCUUUCCAAGCUGUUAACUGUUGAGAAAGUUAAAUCCAGGCUUCAGAUCGAGUUGGAAGCUGUUGCUGGUGAUCUCGAAAAGUCUCAGUCGAUAAGUCUACAGCUUGAAAAAAAGUUGAGGCAGUUGGAGAAGGCAUGCGAUGAGUGGAAGAAAAGGGUCCUGGAGUUGCAAGGUGAUUUGGAGAAGUGCCAGAAAGAUGACAAGCAACAUUCAAUGGAAGUCCAAAAGAUGAGAUGUUUGGUUGAGGAGAGUGCAGAUAUUAUCGAAAAUCAGAAGAAAGAUAACAAACGAUUGAAUGGUGAAUUAGAGCGAGAAGAUUUACAAGCUAAGCUAGAAGAUAGCCACAUAUUGCUGCAGCAAGAGACAGCUAAGACUCAGCGGUCCUUAGUUGAUUUAGCUGGACUGAAAGCUGACUAUGAGAAGAAGUUAGCCGAAAAAGAUGAAGAACUUGAUACGCUGAGAAAAAACCAUCAGCGAACCCUGGAAGACAUUCAGUUGGGUUUCGAAAGUGAGUGUAAUAUAUUUGGAUGUGAUUGUCUUGCUACAAACAAUGCAGUAACAGCUACAUUAAAUGCUACUAUCACUAACGAGUUUGACAUCAACAACAUCAACAACAACAACAACAUCAACAACAACAUCAACAACAACAUCAACAACAAAAUCAACAACAACACCAACAGAUACAAAAAGAAAUUGGAGCAAGACGUAGUGGAGUUAGAAGCGGCCUUAGAAGGUAGCAACAAAUCUCGUGUGGAUGUUGAAAAAAAUUUCAAAAGGUUUCACCAACAGACCAAAGAGUUGCAGGCUCUCCUGGAAGAGGAACAACAGAACGCUCAAGAAGCCAGAGCAGAACUGGCAGCUGCCGAACGAAAAGUGGCCUCACUGACGAUGGAGGUUGAGGAUUUGAGGGCGCAUCUCGAGGCCGCCGAUAAAGAGUUCAAGGUCAUACAGGGUGAACUCCACGAGGCGGUUGAAAGGGUGGCCGACGCUUCCAACGCCAACUCAACCCUGGUUAACCUAAAGAGAAAAUUAGAAGCUGAGAUACAAGCCCUGCACAAUGAACUAUCGGAGAGGACAGGGGACAUGAGAAGUUUGGAGGAGAGGGCGAAGAAAUCUGCUGCUGAUGCUUCGAGACUAGCAGACGAAUUGAGGCAGGAGCAAGAACACGGGGAGCAACUUGAAAGGUCAAAGAGGACGUUGGAAGGUCAUUUGAAAGAUUUUCAAAGCAGGCUCGAGGAGACAGAGAACGCCGCCAUGCAGGGGGGUCAAGGCUAUGAGAAGACAGGAGCGAAGAAUGAAAGAGAAGAAGUAGCCUCACUAAAUCUCUCAAAAUUCAAAAAACUGCACCAAGAAAUGGAGACAGCCCUGGAGAGACUGGACAUGUCCUCUGACGGUGGCUACGGAUUUUUAAGAGGGGGCAAGGGCAGUAGAGCCAGUUCGGUCGCUCCGGAUGGUGCCAUAGCCACUAUGAGAGUAUCCAGGGCUCUGAGGGCCUCUUCUGAAGUCAAUUAUUGA